This is a messenger RNA of Thlaspi arvense, 1917 nucleotides long. The record is from the annotation of a GenBank genome assembly. NCBI's taxonomy places the organism in Eukaryota, Viridiplantae, Streptophyta, Magnoliopsida, Brassicales, Brassicaceae.
AUGAAUAUUUUUAACAAAUCACGUUACUUACCGGACAAUCAGAUCAGACCUGUCUUGUUCAGUGUUAACAGAUCAAAGUUUCCAAUUCGAGAAAAGUCGAACAAACGCAACAUGAGAUUCUUGUUAACCAAAAGGGCAAUCAAAAUCCUCACCCCACGUUUUCAGAGACCGUGCUUGACCCAUUCCUCCUUCACAUCGACAUCGUAUUCCGGCGGAUUUUCCGACGAUUCCGAGCCGGAAUCAUGGAGAUCGAUGGAGGGACAUCUCCGAUCCCCUGCAAAUUUCUCACCUUUAUCCCCAAUUACGUUCUUGGAGAGAUCCGCCAAGGUUUACAGAGACCAAACCUCUGUUGUGUUUGCUUCCGUCAAGCACACUUGGUUCCAAACUUAUCAACGUUGUCUCCGUCUCGCCUCUGCUCUUACCCAUCUCGGAAUAUCUCCAGGCGACGUUGUUGCAGCUCUGGCGCCGAAUGUUCCAGCAAUGCAAGAGCUUCAUUUCGCUGUUCCAAUGGCUGGAUUGAUUCUCUGUCCGCUCAACACUAGACUCGAUCCUUCAACAAUGUCGGUUUUGCUCUCACACUCCGAGGCCAAGAUCCUCUUCGUCGAUCACAGCUUACUUGAGCUUGCUCAUAAAGCUCUUGAUCUUCUUGCUAAAUCAGACAGAACAAGAAGGAAAACUCCUACACUUGUCUUGAUCUCUCAGUCUAGUGAUGACGACGAAGAAGAAGAUGAUAGCUCAUCUUCAAGCUACUCUUUUGAUCACGAUUACGAAACUCUGCUUAAAUCCGGAGACAUCGAGUUCGAGGUGAUCAAACCGAGAAACGAAUGGGAUCCAAUAAGUAUAAACUACACUUCAGGGACGACCUCGAGACCUAAAGGCGUAGUGUAUAGCCACAGAGGAGCUUACCUCAACACUCUCGCUACAGUGUUUCUUCACCACAUGUAUGUCUCUCCUGUUUACCUAUGGACAGUACCAAUGUUUCACUGCAACGGAUGGUGUCUCAUUUGGGGAGUAGCUGCACAGGGCGGUACGAAUAUCUGUCUAAGGAAAGUCUCUCCUAAGCUAAUCUUCAAGAACAUUGCAAUGCACAAAGUGACACACAUGGGAGGAGCCCCAACGGUGCUGAACAUGAUUGUGAACUCUCCCGUGUCAGAACGCAAACCGCUUCCUCAUAAGGUCGAGGUUAUGACCGGUGGGUCGCCGCCUCCGCCGCAGAUUUUGGCUAAGAUGGAAAGAUUAGGAUUCAAUGUGUCUCAUCUCUACGGUUUGACAGAGACAUACGGUCCAGGGACACAUUGUGUGUGGAAACCUGAAUGGGAUACUCUUUCUUUGGAGGAGAGAGCUAAGCUUAAGUCUAGACAAGGAGUGCAGCAUUUGGGUCUAGAAGGGCUCGAAGUGAAAGAUCCGGUUACAAUGGAGACUGUACCUAAUGAUGGUGUAACAAUGGGUGAGGUUAUGUUCAGAGGAAACACAGUGAUGAGUGGGUACUUCAAGGACUUGGAUGCAACAAGAAAAGCUUUCGAAGGAGGUUGGUUCCAUAGUGGUGAUCUCGCUGUGAGGCAUCAGGACGGGUACAUUGAGAUAAAAGAUCGGUUAAAAGAUGUGGUUAUCUCCGGAGGAGAGAACAUAAGCACGGUCGAGGUCGAGCGUGUUUUGUGCAGCCACGAGGCGGUUCUUGAAGCCGCGGUUGUGGCGAGACCGGAUGAUCAUUGGGGACAGACUCCUUGUGGGUUUGUGAAGAUGAAAGAAGGGUUCGAUGGUGUUAAACCGGAGGAGAUUAUCGAGUUCUGUAGAGAUCAUUUGCCUCAUUACAUGGCUCCAAAGACUAUAGUUUUCGUGGACUUACCUAAAACCUCGACAGGGAAAGUACAGAAGUAUCUGCUGAGGAAGAGAGCCAAUGAAAUGGGAAGCUUGUGA